This is a messenger RNA of Pseudozyma flocculosa PF-1, 1134 nucleotides long. RefSeq lists its product as uncharacterized. NCBI's taxonomy places the organism in Eukaryota, Fungi, Basidiomycota, Ustilaginomycetes, Ustilaginales, Ustilaginaceae. Gene Ontology annotation, cellular component: mitochondrial small ribosomal subunit; ribosome. The record is from RefSeq and is a predicted model, not a curated record. Gene Ontology annotation, molecular function: structural constituent of ribosome; RNA binding. The transcript has 2 exons. The coding region runs from base 1 to 1134 and encodes 377 amino acids. Gene Ontology annotation, biological process: translation.
AUGGCGGCACCAGCACGCCGCACAACGCAGGCGCUCGCCCGCCUCGUCGCCACCCGCGCCCCUGCGUCUGCCCCAGCCGCUGCACCCGCCGCACGACGAUACGCUUCCACCGAGUCGGCGUCGUCGUCGUCGUCAUCUGCCUCGUCGUCCUCGUCCUCCUCUUCGUCGGGAUACUCGUCGCGCGCACCCAUUCCACAGCUGCCACCCGUCGCCCCGCUCCCCUCGCGGCUCAAGCCCGCCUCGCCGAGCUACUACACCGGCCGCCCCCUCUACAUCGACACCAUCCUCCAACUCGACUCGCUCUACCUCUCCGUAAGGCGCACCCUCACCCUCGCCCACGUCCUCCCCAACAACUCGGGACCGCCGCCCGCACCCAAGACGGGCCGCAGGAACCUCUGGCUCUCGCGCGACAAGCUCGCCACCGUCGUCGGCACCCAGCUCAAGGCAUCCCAGUACCGCCAGAUUGUCACCCGCCUCGCCCUCCUCGCCCGCUUCCGCCACCUCGUCGCCGAGCACCUCGCCCCCGCCGCCGAUGACAGGCACAAGCGCGACGUGGCCGCCAAGUUUGUCGAGACCCUCGCCAGGUACAUGAACGAGGCGGCCAAGGAGGAGCUCGAGUCGACGGGCGAAAAGGCUUUCAAAAACGGAAAGGGCGUCAUUGACCAGCACGGACGCGCCUAUGCCCGCGGACGCAGAAAGGAGAGCAGCGCCCGCGUCUGGCUCGUCCCCGCCUCGUCGUCGUCCGCGCCCGCCUCGACCCCCGCCAACAUCGGCGGCCAGGUGCUCGUCAACAACACGCCCCUGCCCGACUUUUUCACGCGCAACACCGACCGCGAGACCGUCACCUGGCCCUUUAAGCUGACGGGCACGCUCGGAGGCUACAACGUCUUUGCCAUCGUCCGCGGCGGCGGCACCUCGGGACAGGCCGCCGCCAUCGCCCACGGCAUCUCCAACGCCCUCGUCACCCUCGUCGGCCAAGACAUCCACGACGAAAAGACCAGGCUCGACGUAAAGGCCGUCGCCCGCCGCGUCCUCGCAAAGGACGGCGUCCUCAAGCGCGACCCCAGGGUCGUCGAGAGGAAAAAGACGGGCCUCGCAAAGGCCAGAAAGGCUUACACCUGGGUCAAGCGUUGA